GUAAUAAGAGUCCCAGGAAGAGCAAACUAUUUGAAACAUGGUGAGCAUUACCUGCAACUCUUCUACUGCACUGUCCUGUCCUACAGAAUCUCUGUCGAAUGGUCUGAACAUUCCCAUUCUGGGUUUAGGGACGUCUCAUAAUGGCGGCUACAGUCAUGAAGCAGUGCUGUACGCACUGCAGGAAUGUGGCAUAAGGCAUAUAGACACAGCCAAGCGUUAUGGUUGUGAGGAGGCUUUGGGGAAGGCUAUAGCAGAUAGUGGUGUACCACGAGAGGAACUCUGGCUCACCACCAAACUGUGGCCUGGAGACUACGGCUACCAGAGUGCGAAACAAGCCUGCCGGGCCUCCUGUGCCAGGCUGGGGGUAGAUUAUUUAGACCUGUAUCUGAUGCACUGGCCUGACUGCAUGGUUCCAGGUCUCUCCAAUAGUGAGAUUCGAGCAGAGACAUGGAGAGCUCUGGAGGACCUUUAUGAUGAAGGUUUGUGCCGUGCCAUUGGAGUGAGUAACUUUCUCGUCCGUCACUUGAAUGAGCUGAAGGACAUUGGUGGAACUGUGCCUCAUGUUAACCAAGUGGAGUUCCAUCCCUUCCAGCAGCCACUGGAGCUGGUUGAAUAUUGCCAGAAGGAGAAAAUUGUUUUUGAGGGCUACUGUCCUCUGGCCAAAGGUCAAGCCCUCACACAUCCUCUUAUCCUUCAGCUGGCCCAGAAAUAUGGCCACAGCGCAUCCCAAAUCUGCAUCCGCUGGAGUAUUCAGAAUGGAGUUGUCACAAUUCCCAAGUCCACUAAACCAGAGAGGAUCCGUGAAAACUGCCAAGUGUUUGGGUUCAGGUUGGAUGAUUCAGACAUGGCUGCCCUGAGUUUGUUGCAUGAUGGGAGACAUGUGAGCUGGGACCCAACUCAUGUGGAAUGACCAUGACCAUCCCACCAGUUCAGGUAUUUGGGUUCACACUAAUAAAAGACGACAUGGACAUAAUUAGUAGUUUACACACUAAUCGGAAGUUAAAUAAUCUCAGGUAUCCAAUCUGGAAAAGACAAUGUGUCAAUCAAAUGCCAAGGGAUUUGCUUUUGGAUAACUGGUACUGUAGGGAUGGGCAUUAUAGAGUCAUUUUACUGUGGAGUACUCAAACCCUCAUAAAAUGAAUAAUCGAUUACAUGUAAAUAAAAUAAGAGGUAAGACAAAUACUUGAAAUUUCUCUUUUGUUUAAUUCACAAACCUUAACAAGACCGGUUUCAAAAGAAGCGAACUUUAACAAAGUAUGCAUUUCUUUUGGAAAAAUGACAUCAUACAUUACAUUUUAGUUACAAUUUUCAAUGCUUUAAUGAAUAUAUUAUGACUGCGAGACUUGGUGAGAGAUUCAGAGGGAAAGUAUAUUUCAGCAUUGCCUAUGGGAGGCAAAUGCGCAAAGGAAAAUCAAUUUGUGAUUAAGUAGUUUUUUUUAAUUGUCGAUUAGUUGGUACUCUCCUUUAAAAUCCAUGUGUUGAUCUCUUUGUGAAAGGUUAUGAAAUUGAUUGAUUCAAUCCAAUAAACAGUAUUUAAUAAACAAUCCUACUUUGAUUGCCGGUAGUUUCUUUUUUUUUUCCACUUAAGUUUGUUU
Xyrauchen texanus (razorback sucker) is the source of this 1595-nucleotide messenger RNA. RefSeq lists its product as uncharacterized. The transcript has 8 exons. The record is from RefSeq and is a predicted model, not a curated record. Lineage: Eukaryota; Metazoa; Chordata; Actinopteri; Cypriniformes; Catostomidae. The coding region runs from base 38 to 910 and encodes 290 amino acids. Gene Ontology annotation, molecular function: oxidoreductase activity.